GUCUAGACUGCAUAAACAACAGUACCCUUGGUGUCAUUUUUACACCAGUGUGCAUUCUCAGAUUUUAAAUCUUAAGUAUAGUAAUUAUCUCUAUAAUAAUAGCCGUAUUCAGUCUGUCUGUCUCUGCGCGGACCCCCCGCUGAGUUAGAAAAUGAUGUUACGGAAACACGAAUAUCAAAUGCGAUAUAUUUUUAUCCACUUUGUUACCACGGGUAAAUUGAAAGGACGGGAGCCCGUGGAUUUUUCCGCAAAAAGUUAGGAAUAGUCAUUUUGAAAGCAAAAAACUAUUCUUUUAAAAAAAGUGCAUUUAGUCUUAAAUAAGUUUUUUUUUGCAAAAAUUGUUUGGUGUAGUAAACUACAGAUGGUCUUUUUGUUAUCUCACUGUAAAUUGGAUUAUAGUUUGUAUUGCUUUGUAAAGCAGAAUAAACACAAAUGCAACAUUUAUAAAUUCGAAAUUAUGAACUAGGUUGUUUGUAUCGAAAUGUCAAAAGAAACUCUAACCAAUUCUGUCGGUUAAUAUUAUAUAUUGACCAUAUCGACUUAUAUCGUUUUAAACAGCUGAUCUGGAGCGUAGGAUAUAGUAAAAUUGAUCUUUAAAGACUUCAAAAAUUUUUUUUUUUUUGAGAUUUCACUUUGUUAUAGCGCGGGCAAUAAAUAGUUAACCAGGGUAAGAAGGAUGCAUUUUGGUACGUGGCCGUUUGACAUUAGCACUCAAUAAUAUAAAAGAAUUUCAUUCUUGGGAUUUUAAUGAAAAGCGAGAUUGCUAAAAAAUCUUAUCGGAAUUUACUAAUAAAAAUACUGAAAAUAAAAUUUUCGUUUUUAUUUCAGAUUACUAAUUGACAAUAAUACAGACUAGUCAUGCUAAGACUUUAGCCUGGAUGUCAGCAAGAAUAUGUGGACUCAGUAUAUGAUCAUGAUUCUACCGAUAUUUAUGGCGCAAACCCGUUUGGUGGACAAUGACGCCCGGAACAACAAAAAAACGAUGGCUCUCCACCUUCGACGUUUAAAUAACACAUUUUUAAGACGCAUAAACCAUAGUCCUACUUUUAAAAAAGAACUACCAGCAACGAUAAGUAAAAACAUGAAAAAGGACAUUACCAACCGAAGAAGGGUCACCUAUGAUCAUUUUAUUAAAGAAAAGCCAAAUAAUGCCUCUACGGAAAAGCGCGCAAGAAAUAAACAGGUGUACAUGAAAAGACUUAUGAUAACUGGUUUUAUAUUUGUCACGUGCUCAUGUUUUGGAAUGAUUUGGAUGAUCGUGUCACAUUUCAAAACAAAAGAAGUUUUAAAGAAACAAGAACGUACUGUAGAUAUGCACUCGUUUAAAAGGACGACAAAACAUGUGGCGGCUAGAAAAUAUCGUUUCUCGGUUAUUGUUUUAGACAAUGGGAAAGUGGUUCACAGUAAAACAAAGAAAUAACCCUCAAAGCAUUAAUUCCCUUGUCUGGAAUUUCAAGUUUUUUUUAUGGAACGUUCGAUCUAUUUUGGUCCCUUACGCUAUUCUUACCAAAAAACCUUUGUGUUUUUUUUUAAAUUACAAUCAAAGCCGAACUUACUUUCACAGAAGUUAUGCACGGAAAACAAAAAAAUGCAGGGAUAUUGCAUCUAUUGUGACUUUUUAUUUUAGCUAUAGCCAACCUUCGGUUUAAGUUUGUCUCUGUUACCUAGUUAUUUUGCCUUCACUUAUAAAUGUAAGUGAGUGUCUAAGCGAGUCUAAGUAUGUCAAAUUAUCUAAUUGGUUCGUUACAUUUCUUUGACGCGUGGAGGAAAGGUUGGUCAUCGCAUAAGAAGAAGAUUUAUAAGAAAAAAAACGUGGAGAAGAAGCAACCAGCUUUGUAUAAAGAUAUUACAGUGUUAAUAACAGCAUCAAAUUUCUUCAUACUUCAAAAUGUUUUUGAGAAGUUUUAGAAAAUUUUUCUUACCAACGAGUGACGACGAAUUUAUCUUUGCCCUCACAAUCGAUGUCGAAACUGCUGAUGCAAGCACAAACGACACCAUAAAAUGGCGUUGAGAGCAGUGAAGACGGAUCAGAUAACUUUUCAUCAACUUGUUUCAGAUCGUACACGUCUUGUAUAGUAGCAGCUACAAAAAGAAACAAACAAGAAAUGGCAAAAUAAACAAUUAUUUUAAGUAUGCAGUACAUUUAUCUCCUGGACAGUCCGAACUACAAAGAAGAUUGGAAAAUAUUUCGACUUCGCAAAUGUUCGAGUCAACCGAUUAAGUCGAAUUUAGUCUAACAUGAGAUUAACAGCUCCAAUUUAAGCGAUUUUUACAAGAGGUGAAGCAACAGUUACCAAUGAAAAAUGGGUCGAGUUAACGAAUGUUUAUGUUCGAGGUUCGUGUUAACCGAAGUUUUUUAUAAAGAAGCAUUAACGAAAGUUUAAGGGGCUAAGAAAAUGAUUUAUAUAUAUACCAAACCUUUGAAACAAAGACGUAAUUGCUUCUUUGUCGCCAAAAAAACCCACAAAAAAAAACAAGUGAACUGCACGAAAACCACAUUAAAAUUUUUUCAUCACUAGUCGUAAACCACCAUAAAGUAGCGAAUUUCUUUGCAGGGGACUAACAGUCUUCGAAUGAUAUAAAAUCCGUGAAAACACAAUCACAAUGGUUCGCCCGUCCUUAAAAUAUCGCAUUUCGUGGGUCCGAGGCAGGGCUAUAAAAGCGAGGCAGACGACGGUUAUUGUCAUUUAAAUUUUUUGAUGUAUAUGAUGCUUCGAAAAAGUGGUGAAGUUAUUCUUUGAAUAAAGAAACGAAUAAGUGGGGGAGGAGGGGGUGUAAAAAUCAUUUCUUACUCAUAAAUUUGUUUUGUUAAUUUAGAGGAUAAUUUAGU
Hydractinia symbiolongicarpus is the source of this 2830-nucleotide messenger RNA. RefSeq lists its product as uncharacterized. The transcript is spliced from 2 exons. The record is from RefSeq and is a predicted model, not a curated record. The coding region runs from base 893 to 1420 and encodes 175 amino acids. Lineage: Eukaryota; Metazoa; Cnidaria; Hydrozoa; Anthoathecata; Hydractiniidae.